Molecule: messenger RNA, 1327 nt
Organism: Amaranthus tricolor (Joseph's coat)
Lineage: Eukaryota; Viridiplantae; Streptophyta; Magnoliopsida; Caryophyllales; Amaranthaceae
Product: cathepsin B-like protease 2
Exons: 11
Coding region: 137-1192 (351 amino acids)
Biological process (GO): regulation of catalytic activity
Cellular component (GO): lysosome
Molecular function (GO): cysteine-type endopeptidase activity
Source: RefSeq, a predicted model, not a curated record
AUAAUUUUAAUUUGUUAAAAAAAAAAAAAAUCUAAACCCAUUUGUAUAUAACUGAAAGUCUAAAGAGAAAACCUUGAAUAUUUUGGAAAUCAAUCUUUCUUCAUCUCAAAGAGUGCAGCUUUCCAUCUGGUAGAAGAUGGGCUCCUAUUUUCUGGGAUUAUCAAUUCUUAUUCUACUUAUAAUCUCACCUUUGCAGGCUUUUGUGGCAGAAUCAGUUCCAGAGAUAAAAUUGAACUCUAAGCUUCUCCAGAACUCAAUAAUUAAAUCAGUAAAUUCAAAUCCAAAAGCUGGAUGGAAAGCUGGCAUAAACCAACAGUUCUCUGACUACACUGUUGGCCAAUUCAAAAGCAUCUUAGGUGCUAGAAAAACCCCAGAGAGUGAAAGGAAGAAUAUCCCUCUUGUACAUCAUGAGAGGUCCUUGCACCUGCCUAAGGAAUUCGAUGCUAGAAUGGCCUGGCCUCAGUGUAGCACUAUUGGCCGAAUACUUGACCAGGGUCACUGUGGUUCUUGUUGGGCAUUUGGUGCUGUUGAAUCUCUGUCAGACCGUUUCUGUAUUCAUUAUGGCACGAACAUUUCGUUAUCAGUUAAUGAUCUCUUGGCUUGCUGUGGAUUCUUGUGCGGAUCUGGAUGUAAUGGUGGAUCACCUUACUACGCCUGGCGAUACUUUGUGGAUCAUGGUGUUGUCACAGAUGAGUGCGAUCCAUAUUUCGACCCCAUUGGUUGCUCCCACCCAGGUUGUGAGCCCGUCUACCCUACUCCAAAGUGUGUAAGGAAAUGUGUGGAUAGUAAUCAACUCUGGCAACAACAAAAGCGCUAUGGUGCAAAUGCCUACAGAGUUGAAAAAGACUCGAUCAUGGUUGAACUCUAUAAGAAUGGGCCGGUUGAGGUGGAUUUCGAUGUUUUUGAGGAUUUUGCCCAUUACAAAUCUGGGGUAUAUAAGCAUUUAACUGGGGAGUACCUUGGAGGGCAUGCUGUGAAGCUAAUUGGAUGGGGGACAUCAGCUGAAGGAGAAGAUUAUUGGCUCCUUGCAAAUCAGUGGAACAGAAGCUGGGGUGAUGACGGAUACUUCAAGAUCGCUAGAGGAACAAAUGAAUGCGGCAUUGAAGACGAUGUGAUAGGCGGCAUGCCUUCUCCGAAAAACUUGUUCGAGGUGUUGCCUGACUCGAAUGAUGCUGGCUAUGCCUCUCUAUAAAUGUGAUACUGAUUAUUGCUGGUCUUUCUUAUUUUUCUGUGUUAUUAUCGCUGUUCUAUUGGGACAUUAUUAAUGGCCUUUGGUCAUUUGUGUAUAUACUUAUACUAUUGAAGUUGCAGGUCCUUUUUUAGUUCA